This is a messenger RNA of Photinus pyralis (common eastern firefly), 1336 nucleotides long. Its product is annotated as WD repeat-containing protein 38-like. Gene Ontology annotation, molecular function: protein binding. The transcript is spliced from 7 exons. NCBI's taxonomy places the organism in Eukaryota, Metazoa, Arthropoda, Insecta, Coleoptera, Lampyridae. Bases 74 to 1267 code for a protein of 397 amino acids. The record is from RefSeq and is a predicted model, not a curated record.
UUGAAAAUUAUUUUUGUAACGGGUGAAAAAUUAAAACGCGGGAAAUUCAAAAUUUACGGUGCCUGUUGCCGCAAUGGAGACUGUAAAACAUCGGGGACCCAAGAGAAAAUCCAUUGCGGGGCCGUUAAUGUUACCGUUGCCGUUGGAGGCUGCGAACAUUUUCAAGGUAACCAGUUCGUUCGUACGAGACCAGACGGGAAAUACUUUGAAAAGUGCAAUGGGAGCCAUGGCCGCUAUGGAGAAUUUACUAAUCGAAGGAGGUAUCAGCAUAGCAUCGUCAAUCGAAACAACCAGAGAAGCACUGUGUCUAAAAUAUACGGAGGACUUCGAAGGAAUCGUUAUCGGUUUUACUGACGGCACGGUGCGCAUUUUCAACACAAAUACCGCGAAACUGAUUCGCAGUUUACAUGACGAAGAAACCGAAAAGAAUAGCUGCCCAGUCACCUGCAUCCAACACCGUCCCGUUUCAAAAAAUUAUCCAGUCGUGAACUGCGUAACUUGCACGUACACUGACGGUUGCGUUAAAAGUUGGAACCAUAAUUCUGGCCAAUGCAUUUACACCAUAAGGGAAAAUCGGCAAACUUACGGGGUAACUUACCAUCCUCGCCUGCCCAAAUUUGUUACUUACGGGGAUGAUCUCAAAGUGAACUUGUACGACGAAGAAACGCGAACCCAGGAACGCAUUCUCGCCUCCAGCGAAAUGCCAGGCGAAUUGAAUGGGCACGCGUCCAGGAUUUUUGCAGCGUGUUUCAAUCCCCGCUCCAACCACGAGUUAAUUACGGGAGGUUGGGAUGAUAUCGUCUACUUCUGGGACUUGCGUCAGCCUUACGCCAUCAGGCAUCUUUCCCGCAUCCAUAUGUGCGGUCAAGGUUUGGACAUCAGUAGGAAAGGAACUGAAGUUUUAACGUGCAGUUGGCAAAAGGAAAAUUCUCUACAGUUGUGGGAUUAUGGUUCAGGGGAGUUAAUUGUGACUAUGGAACCUGAUGUCUACAACAGCCUACUCUACUGUGGAAAGUUCAUAUCAAAAGAUUUUGUUGCAGUUGGGGGUAGCGAUGACCACUUGUUACGAGUGGUUGAUCUUCAAACGUAUUCCACACUUUGUAGCAUAACUGGAUUACCAGGAGGCGUUUAUGAUAUUGAUACAGGUCCUCAUCGUCCGCAAAAGUUUCAAAAAGACGUAGCGAGGAGUAGGCAACAGGAGUUGUCUUUAGCGCCCCGAUUGGCAUUUAUAAGCGGGAAAAAAGUUUAUCAAAUAGAAUUUGUGUAAUGCAAAAAACCAUUGGGAUUUUAUAAAAUUAAAGUAUAGGUACAUCCUUCGGUUUGAUUUUGGUACGAA